UGUCAUUUUUAGUCGUUAGGGCCUCUUCGCCCACCGUAGGCAUUAUGGGGGAUGUAGUUUGAAGCCUCGGUGAUGAGGGAAAGAAGCAGAUGUCGGUGGAUGAGGCUGUUCUUGUGUGCGUUUUCGUUGCUCCUGCCCUUCUCUGGGUAAGGACCUCUUCGUCCACCGUAUGUAUGUUGCCUAGAGCGUUGAGGGAAAAAGCAGACGCUGUCUGUUCGCGUGUGAGUUUUUUCGCACGCAGUUGCUCCUGUCUUUCUCUAAGUAAGGGCCCUUUCGCCCACCGUCCUGCGAGCGAGGAGGGACUCUGGGGGAUUUGCCUUUGCCUGGAGCGUCGAUGAGGGGGGGAAAAAGACUGUCGGUGGGUGUUCGAGUGUGGAUUUUCCAGCGUGCCGUCCCUUCUGUCAUUGUCGUUGUAAGGUCCUCUUCGCUUACCGUAGUGCGCAAAGGGAUUCUGGGAGAUGUAGUCCGGAGCAUUGGGGGAAAGAAAGAUAAGGUUUCAGCGGAAAUGUCAAAGGCAAAAGAAAAGAAAAGAGCCAAGAAAAUGAAGAAUCAGCCUUCAAGUGUGACUUUUCCCUUUGACAGUGAGCCUAGUCACAAUGAAAUAUACUUUCCCAACGGUGGUGACAAAACCUCUCAACGCAAGAAGACAGAUAAGCGCUUUGAAACCUCACAACAGAGCUUCAUGCAUCAGAAACCUUUCCAUGAAAUACCUAAAUAUGUAACAGUGUCUCCUUUUGUUCAAGCUCGUGCUGCUGAAAUGAAAGCUAUGCUGAAGGCAGUUUCACAGAAGUCAUCCAACACCUUAGUGUUUCAGUCUCUACCUAGACACAUGAGGAGGCGAGCUAUGAGCCACAAUAUCAAGCGUCUACCCAGGCGACUCCAUGAACUUGCCAGAAUAGAGACAGAGAAAUCUAAACAUCUAAAGAAAGACCUCCCAAAGAGCAAAUGUCGUAAAGCCAGAAGACGCCAUACAAACUUGGUGGCAGAAUUCAAUCGCAGACAAAAGAAAAAUAUCUGGUUGGAAACGCACAUCUGGCAUGCAAAAAGGUUUCAUAUGGUGAAGAAAUGGGGAUAUUGCUUAGGAGACAGACCCACAACAAAGAGCUACCGGGCCUGCUACCGAGCCAUGACGAAUCAUUGCCUCCUCCAGGAUUUAUCAUAUUACUGUUGUCUGGAGUUGAUUGGAAAAGAGAAGCAGCUUCUGACAGCACUUGCUCGAAUGUGUAAUGUAGAUGCAGGUCCAACAUUUGCAGCUGUUCCUUGUCUUACUGGGAAGCGUGAAGGUGCUGUCAUGCUAUACCGGAGAGAUCGCUACCCUGAAGAUGCACUUGGUCCAGUUACUUUCAUUUGGAAUCCCACAAAUAGGUCUGAUGAGUCUCCUCAAAGCAGACAGUUGUGGAUGUGGACACACCCAGCCUUUAAGCAGGACAUACUGGCUGAGUUAAAAGCAGUCUUCCAGUGUUCUGAACCCAUGGAUAUUUGUAAUCCUGAACCUGUUCCAACAUUGGCUCAAGAAGAAAGUAAAAUGUAUGUUGCUGAAAAUGUUGGCCAGAAAAGGAAGAGGAAAAACCAAGGAGGAGAAAUGGUGGUUGUCCCAGUGAAAAAAAUAAUUGGUGAUGGAACCAGAGAUCCACACCAGCCCUAUUGCUGGGCAUCACAGAUUACUGGGAUUGUGAUAAGUGAUUUGACAAUGGAGAUCCUCAGAUACCGAUUAAUUGGUCCCCUCUCUCACUGUGUUCUUACAGAAGCACUCAAAGUUGCUUCUGCACACACAGAAAAGGAUUCCAAAGAUUCUAAAAUGAAUAGUUGGUGGAUAGAAAAAUGCCAAAACCCUAAUCAGGUGUCCGUUCAUCUCCGUCAGGAAUCCACCUUUCAAUUGCUGCAAGAGUUAAGUUCAUCAGACAUUCCAUCAGGUACUGUACUGGGUUUGACUGUUGGGGAUCCUCGAGUGAAUUUGCCAAAAAAGAGAUCAAAGGCCAUGCCAAAUCCAGAAAAAUAUCAAGAGAAUAAGGAAGUGAAACAGCUGAUCUUAGAAGGCGUGCCUGCAGAAUGUGCACAGAGUUUUCUCUGGGACCAGAAUAUUCGUAAGAGUGUCACAGACACCAAAAUGCCAGAACAGGAAUUGAAUCGUUUAAGAAGUGAACUCUUGGUGCCUGGAUCACAUCUUGACUUGGGCCCUCGAGAAUCCAAAAUUCCUAUACUCUUGGUUCAGCAUCCUGGAAAAAAAGCUGGACAAGAUCGACCAGGUUGGGGAAGUGGCUGGGAUAUUUAUCUCCCCAAAGGCUGGGGCAUGGCUUUCUGGCUUCCUUUUAUCUAUCGAGGUGCACGAAUAGGUGGCUUGAAAGAGGCUCUGAAACAUUCCCUGUAUAAGAGAACACCUCAUGUGCCCCACGAUUAUCCAGACUGUCCUGCUGGUGUUCAGUUUGCCAAUGAACUAGAGAGAGAUCUUCUUGAAAAGUUUAAGAGGCGGCCUCCUGCGAAAAGGGCAAAUUAUGUUAAACAUGGGACCCUGGCACCCUUUUUCUGUCCCUGGAGUAAGCUCACCCAUGACUGGGAAGCUAGAUGUAAAAACAGAAAAUACACAGAUGCUGCAGCUAUAGACAGUCAAGCUUCUGCAUCUGGAGAAGAGGUUUCCCUUGGACCCAGCUCUGAAGCACAUGAGGUGGAAUCUCCUGUGACAUGUGCAUUACAUCAACAAAUAGAGAUGUCCUCCCAAAAUAAGCAGAUGGAAGAAGAAAAAAAGGCGACUGAUUUAUGCAAGGAAGAUGAAACCACAUCAAGCCAGAGCUUCUGCGUUCUCAGGAGCAAGAAGUUAUUAAGGCAAGUGGCAGUCUGGUGUCAACCUCCAUCUCACAAAAAUCGGAGGAUACAAUGCCUUGCUUCCAAGCUAGAUCAGAAAGAACUGUCUGAAGAUGCUCUCUUGCCAAUGUAUCGGUGCUAUCCCAGGGCAUUAGUAUGGGUCAGUUUGUCCCUUCUUAGAAAAGGUAGCCCUGAAUUGCACACAAUGAUUUGCAUUCCCACAGAAGAAGACAUAUUACAGCUUCACAGAGGCCAGCACUUCUUUGGUCCUCAGGAACCUAAACACAGUGAUAGAUUUAAAAGCAAGGUGUCAAAACAGAAAGGAAAAAAAGAGAGAGAGAAUUCUGAGAAGGCAAAGGAAAGCAGUUCCUCUGAUACUGUGAAUGUAUCAUCAAGUGAACAUAAAGAUCUUGUUCUCGGCUUAUGGCCUGACCCUCUGCCAGAUGUGACAUCACACUGUUCCAGAGUUCUUUUGGGUUUUGUUACUCAAGGGGACUUUUCAUUGGCCUCUGGCUGUGGUGAAGCUCUUGGGUUUGUUAGUUUGACAGGACUGCUGGAAAUGUUGAUAGGCCAACCAGCAAGCAAGAGAGGGCUUGUUUUGUUACGCAAUCCAGCUUCACUACAGUAUAGAUUUGCUAGGCUUAUUGUUGAAAUCUAACUUGACUUGCAGUUCUGUUGCAUGUAUGAGCACCAAAGAAGUUCUUCUCCAAAAGAAGAUACACUUCUUAAUUUAGAUUCAAAUCUUAAUUUAGAUUCAAAGUCUCCAAAAAUAUUUGCCACCUUUGUCCAUUAAAACUCUUUAGUAUGCCAUAAUACCAAAGUAACCAUUCCCUUUCCUUAGAGACACACUUGUUUGAAAUGUGUAUUUGUUUUGUUUUUUAAAACAAGCAACCAUUAUUUGUUGUAUAUUUUAACAAUUUCCUCCCUUACAUUAUAAAGAGAUUUGCUUUAACUGAGGGAUUCCAUCCCAUGUUUUGCGACUGAAACCACUAUCAUGUGUAUUAGUAAUAAUUAUCCUCUUAUCAUGUUACUGAGGCUGGCAGGGGUUAUAUAUUUAGCAAGUAAGUGUUUCUUGUGCCAUAUUUACCAAAUAAGGAUUUUUAUCUUCUGGCCCCUAGUGGAAAACUAUAUCCCACUUCUGCCAGAAAAGCUUAAAUGAAACUAUACACUUAAAAAAAUGAUGAACUGAUGAAUGCUUGAAGGGUUAGUUACCCACCUUAUAUUUCCUCAUCAAAUUAUAAUGUAUAUAUUCUGCUCUGAAGAAUUCUUGGUGUUAAGAAAAGGUAUUCUCAAAACUAUGCUGACUUCUUGUCAUGAGAUAGUGAACACAUAUUGAUUCUGAACUUUAUUGCUUUGAAAGUAACAUUCUUCAAUCAAUAGGUGUAUUUGGACAUGUAAGAGGCAAUAAACUCUCACAAUGUAAGAUUAA
Molecule: messenger RNA, 4228 nt
Organism: Sceloporus undulatus (fence lizard)
Lineage: Eukaryota; Metazoa; Chordata; Lepidosauria; Squamata; Phrynosomatidae
Gene: POP1
Product: POP1 homolog, ribonuclease P/MRP subunit
Biological process (GO): tRNA 5'-leader removal
Cellular component (GO): ribonuclease MRP complex; nucleolar ribonuclease P complex
Source: RefSeq, a predicted model, not a curated record